Oppia nitens is the source of this 1475-nucleotide messenger RNA. It is a transcript of the gene PSR, whose product is annotated as bifunctional arginine demethylase and lysyl-hydroxylase JMJD6-like. The transcript has 5 exons. The coding region runs from base 143 to 1435 and encodes 430 amino acids. Gene Ontology annotation, molecular function: histone H4R3 demethylase activity; P-TEFb complex binding. Gene Ontology annotation, cellular component: cytoplasm; nucleus. Lineage: Eukaryota; Metazoa; Arthropoda; Arachnida; Sarcoptiformes; Oppiidae. Gene Ontology annotation, biological process: phagocytosis. The record is from RefSeq and is a predicted model, not a curated record.
AAUACGUGUUUACAAAGCAAGUGAUGAAAUGAUUUGAUUAUUUGAUUCAUUAGUUUUGUCACUAAUUUUAUAAAUAUUUUUAUUUUUUGAUUAUUUUCAACAUUUAGUUAUAUUUAUAACAAUCACUAAAUUAGUUAUAAUAAUGUUAGACAUUGAGGACAGAGAAGACACGGAGGACACUGAAGACACAGAAGAUAGGGGUGAUAAUGAAGACAGCGUUGAGUUGAGAGCCCGCCGUAAGAUAAUUGACGCCAAGUUGAAGGCCAGACCCGAAUUAUGUGGAUGUGAUUCGUGGACACAACACAACUACAGCCAAACUUUUGAUUUGAGUACCGAUAACAUUGAAGACACUGUUGACCGAAUCGAUGCCAAAGAGGUGAGACCCGAACAGUUCGUCGAAAAAUAUGAAAAGCUGUACCGACCCGUUGUCAUCACUUCCUUAUGUGAUAAUUGGAAAGCAUGUCAUAAGUGGACACUUGCAAGAUUGGCAAAGAAGUACAGAAACCAGAAGUUCAAAUGCGGUGAAGACAAUGAAGGAUAUAGUGUUAAGCUUAAGAUGAAGUAUUUCGUUCAUUACAUGAAAAACAAUUCAGAUGACAGUCCUCUAUAUAUAUUUGACAGCAAUUAUGGAGAGCACUGCCGAAAGAAGAAACUUCUUGAAGACUAUAAGCUUCCCGAGUAUUUCAGCGAUGAUUUGUUUCAAUACGUUGGAGAAGAGAGACGACCCCCAUAUCGAUGGUUUGUAAUGGGACCGCCACGUAGUGGCACCGGUAUCCAUAUCGAUCCAUUAGGUACAAGUGCUUGGAAUGCAUUGAUUAUGGGCUACAAAAGGUGGUGUUUAUUUCCGACUACAACUCCACGGGAACUAAUUAAAGUGAAGCCACAUGAAGGAGGCAAACAAUGUGAUGAAGCAAUCACUUGGUUUAAUGUGAUUUACCCAAAAACUAAGUCCCCUGAGUGGCCACAAGAGUUUAAACCGUUAGAGAUUAUUCAAAAACCCGGUGAAACAGUGUUUGUACCGAGUGGUUGGUGGCACGUAGUCAUCAAUCUAACAAACACUGUGGCUGUCACUCAAAACUUCUGCAGUUUCACAAAUUUUAGUGUUGUUUGGCAUAAAACUAUUAGAGGAAGACCUAAAUUGUCACAAAAGUGGUUAUUAGUACUUAAAGAGAAAAUACCAGAGUUGGCUGCAAUUGCAGAGAGAGUUGAUUUGAGUCAAAGCACAGGUGUAGCCUCUGAUAGCUCUAGUGAUGACAGUUCGAGCAGCAGUUCCAGUUCAGACUCAGAGUGCUGUUCCAGUGCUAACUCAGUUAGUGAUAAUGACUACGAUUCGGGUCAGGAAAGUAUUGGAAACAAAAAGCAUAGAAGGAAAAGACACAGAUCAUUGAGCCGUUCGUUUGAAGGCGAAAAUAGACAUCAAAAACACAAAAGUUGAUAAUAAUGCCAAUCAAUAGUUUAAAAAGUAAAAGUGCCAU